Phytophthora sojae is the source of this 459-nucleotide messenger RNA. RefSeq lists its product as hypothetical. The record is from RefSeq and is a predicted model, not a curated record. Bases 1 to 459 code for a protein of 152 amino acids. The transcript is spliced from 2 exons. Lineage: Eukaryota; Oomycota; Peronosporomycetes; Peronosporales; Peronosporaceae.
AUGCGUCUGAGCUUCAUCGUCCUGGCCGCCGUCCUUGCAAACAUCAGCACUACCAAGCCUCGGGCCGACACCGCUGCUGCGAACAGUGAGAGUGCCGGUGUGCCUGCCCAGAGGGCUCUGCGCAGCCACGACGACACCUACGGCAAAGACGAGCCGGACAUCGCCGACGAAGAGAGAGGCCUUGAGGUUUUGAAGAAGAUGAACCCUGUCAAGUGGGCCAAAACGAAGUGGAGCAACCACAACUUGCGUCGAGCGGCAAAGCUCGCAGAAGACAAGAGAAGAUUCAAGAAGGACGUGGAGACGAUAGCGUUUCUACAGACAAACUAUUACGACAAGUGGAACAAACUGGGGUGGACAAAGGAGCAGGUUAGAAAGGAUUUGAUCGACUACAACGUCCCCAAGAAUGAUAUUGGCGAAAUCUUAUACUGGUUCACUUCAAUUAAAAAGCAAAAUGAGUGA